AUGACUAUUGUUUAUUGUUUAACCAAAUUAUCAAAUCCAAGUAGCUCUUUAAGAAGCUCAUCCGAUGUUUCCGGGAAUCAAGGUGUAGAAAUCGACUUUGAUUCUAAUUCUAUCUCAUGGAAGAAAUGGUAUAGUGGUGGUGGUGGUAGUGGUGGUAAAUGGGAUGGUGGUGGCAGUGGUGGUAAAUGGAAUGGUGGUGGUGGCAGUGGAGGUGGUUCCUGGAAAAAAUGGAAUUAA
Molecule: messenger RNA, 237 nt
Organism: Dictyostelium discoideum AX4
Lineage: Eukaryota; Evosea; Eumycetozoa; Dictyosteliales; Dictyosteliaceae
Exons: 2
Coding region: 1-237 (78 amino acids)
Source: RefSeq, a predicted model, not a curated record